Lynx canadensis (Canada lynx) is the source of this 964-nucleotide messenger RNA. RefSeq names its product olfactory receptor 10J3-like. Gene Ontology annotation, biological process: G protein-coupled receptor signaling pathway. The record is from RefSeq and is a predicted model, not a curated record. Lineage: Eukaryota; Metazoa; Chordata; Mammalia; Carnivora; Felidae. Gene Ontology annotation, cellular component: membrane. Gene Ontology annotation, molecular function: olfactory receptor activity.
AUAGCGCUAGUUUUGCACAGUGACCCAGACUCAAGUAACUGAUGGAUUUAAAAUAAUCUCGGGAAGGGCAUUGACAAAAAUCUGGGAAAUGCUUUGUAACUGUUAGUACAAAUCCAUAUGUAUUGUUGCAGGCGUUUGGUGUCCCGGGUGGGCGGAUGUGACUCUCAGAAGACCAGAGACACAGGUUGCUGCACCAACAACUGCUUCCUGCUCACGGCCACGGGGUAUGACUGCUACGUGACCACCUGCAACCCCCUGCGGUAUUCAGUCGUCAUGAGUAAAGAGGCCUGUGUCCAGUUAGCAAGUGGCUCCCUGGGAACCGGCCUGGGCGUGGCCACUGUCCAGGUAACAUCUGUGUUUGGCCUGCCCUUCUGUGACGCCCUUGUCAUAUUUCACUUCUUCUGUGACGUCAGGCCCCUGCUGAAGCUGGCCUGCGUGGACACCCCUGUCAACGAGAUCAUCAACUUUGUCGUCAGCGUCUGUGUCCUGAUUCUGCCCACGGGCCCGGUCUUCUUCUCCUAUGUCCUCAUCGUCUCCACCAGCCUCAAGAUCCCCUCUGCCCGGGGCCGGAAGAAGGCCUUUGCCACCUGCACCUCCCGCCUCAGAGUGGUCAUCGUCCACUAUGGCUGUGCCUCCGUCGCCUACCUCAAGCCCAAGUCCCGGAGUUCCCUGUGGCAGGACAGACUCAUCUCUGUGACCUACACCGUCCUCACUCCCCUGCUGAGCCCUGUCGUACAGCCUGAGGAACAAGGAGGUCAAGGAUGCCCUGCGCAGAGCCGUGGGGCAGAAGCCCCUUUCCUCUUAACAAGGACAGAUUAUUGGAAGGCUUUUAACUGAUUUUGUUUAACGUGUAUCAAUUUUAAUGCUGUUUCAAAAAUGCCUUUAAAUAUGGGAUCAAGAAGGAUGCGGGGAUGGCUCGGUCGGUUAAGAGUCUGACUUCAGCUCAGGUCAUGAUCUCAUGGCU